AUGGACCGCGGAGCACGGGCGCUUGCCAUGUCCUUGCUGCCAGACCUGGUCCAGUCUUUGCAAAACAGUCUCCCGCAACACGAGGACUGCUUGCUGCGAGACCGCAAGAUGUUUGUGGAGGGACCGCUGGACCUGAUCCUCGCCUGGCUCCGACUGCUCUUGAAGGUACUCACACAAGACCGCCAGAAAAUUCGGCAAGAUAUCUCUGUUCUGACCAGUCUGCUGUGGUCGCUGGCGCACAACGUGCUCUUCGAACCCGCCGGUUCAGCGCCGGUGCUGCAAGAAACGCCAGAUCAUCUUUUUGUGCAGGGUUAUCCUUUCCACAGUGUUCUGGAGAACAUCGAGCAGUGCGCAAGAGAGAGACAUGACAUGUGGCGAAUGACGCAGCAAGUGUCGGAAGGCAUCCUCCAGGUUGCAAGACACAAGGCGAUAUUGGAACCCGGCAAGAGCUUGGAGCAGCUGUGGCGAACCGUGGAGUCAGCCAGCCAGGACGUUCUCGCAGUUUUGCGCUUGAAACACAUGAUUGAUAGUUCUUGGGAGCUGCUGUUUUGA
This is a messenger RNA of Symbiodinium sp. CCMP2592, 552 nucleotides long. Lineage: Eukaryota; Dinophyceae; Suessiales; Symbiodiniaceae. The record is from the annotation of a GenBank genome assembly.